This is a messenger RNA of Lachancea mirantina, 360 nucleotides long. Lineage: Eukaryota; Fungi; Ascomycota; Saccharomycetes; Saccharomycetales; Saccharomycetaceae. The record is from the annotation of a GenBank genome assembly.
AUGGCUCCAAACACCUCUAGAAAGCAAAAGGUUACCAAGACUUUUACAGUCGACGUCUCUUCUCCAACCGAGAACGGUGUUUUCGACCCAGCUUCUUACGCUAAGUACUUGAUUGACCACAUCAAGGUUGAGGGUCACCGCGGUAACUUGGGUAACGCCGUCACCGUUGAGGAAGAUGGUUCCGUUGUCACCGUUGUCUCUACUGCCAAGUUCUCUGGUAAGUACUUGAAGUACUUGACCAAGAAGUACUUGAAAAAGAACCAAUUGAGAGACUGGAUUAGAUUUGUGUCUAUCAAGACCAACCAGUACAAGUUGGCUUUCUACCAAGUUACUCCUGAGGACGAGGAAGACGAGGAAUAA